Molecule: messenger RNA, 2002 nt
Organism: Linum tenue
Lineage: Eukaryota; Viridiplantae; Streptophyta; Magnoliopsida; Malpighiales; Linaceae
Source: the annotation of a GenBank genome assembly
UUUACAAUGGGAGAUUGGGAUAUGUAUUUCCUUCGUCCCACUACCGCUGUCGGCACCAUCAACUGCCGCACGAUCUGUCUUCCCAGGUUCAACGGCGACGGCUUUGCAAUCGUGGCGCAAGUGCCGGAUAUGCAAUCAGACACGAUUAAGGCGGUUUCCAGCCUGUCUAGGGAGUAGGAAACUCCGGGAACGUGGCUUUUGUGGAUCCAAUAAACAGUUAUUAUCCGGCGGUUUUCAUUAUCAUAACUUCCCUACUCUUCGGCAAGCAGUCAUUGGUGCUGCACUGCCGAAUUUCAAGGUUAUGGACAGCUCGAAGCACAAACACAUACAAAAUCCUCCGCCUGGACAUGGUCGCUCUGGAUGCUAAGGGUGAUGCAAUUUGGAUUCAAGUACCGAAGACAAAGAUGAACAAAUUUGUGGGUAAGAUCGAAGAGCAGAAGACAUACUUAAUUCGGAAUUUUGAUGUUGUCAAAGAAGAGAAGGGAUUUCGUCCUGUUCCAGGUGAUAUGUUCAUUGAAUUCACUUCCGGAACAACCAUGGUCCCAGCUGCAGAUGUUGUACCUCCAUUUAGGGAGCACUGCUUCAGGUUUCUCAAACAUGAAGACAUGUAUCCUAAUCGCGGUCAGCGUACUCUCUUGCUAGAUGUUGUUGGACAGCUCAAGGAACAUUAUCGCACCAGGGAAUCAACUUCAACCAAUCGGAAUUCAAAGCACAAAGAAUUACAAUCAUGCUGCUUGAGGGAAUUUCGGUGAAAGUGGUUUUGUGGGGACGGCUUCCAAGUACAUUAGAGAAAAUAAUCGAGGCUUCUAAUAAUCGGAAUGUUGUGAUGGUCAUAACCUCUGUUUUUGUGUCUGAGUGGAACGAGGAACUGAAGUUGUCAUCAUCUGGUGCUACUAUUAUUUAUGAUCGCUUGAACUUGAAUGAAGUCAAUGUCCUUAAAGAAAGAACUGUUGAUACUGCUCCCAAACUUAUUGAGGAAGAGAAACGUCAAGUGGUUGGCCCACUUUCGAUUGAAGAAUUGAAGGCUCUAGCCUCGGAUUAUGCUAAUCAGAAUAAGAUAGUUGCUGUGAAUUGCAAAGCCAACGACGUCUUCACUGAAUGGCAUUAUGAUGGCUGUGAGAAAUGCCUCUGCAAAGUAGAAUCUGAAUCAACUAAGUUUUAUUGCAAGAAGUGUCGGUUGACAAUGAAUCAUUCAUUUAAAAGAUUCAGAAUAGAACUUGUUGUUUCAGAUUUAUCAGGCGAGGCAAUAUUUGUGAUUUUGGAUAAGGAAGGGAAGAGAUUUUUUGGUAUCUCAGCUCAAACCCUGUUUGCUGAUGCGGAAAACGACAGCAACGUUGUGCCAUCUACUAUUGCCAAGAUUCAAAAGCUUGAGUUGCAAUUCCUGGUUAUCCUAAAGGAAUACAAUUUCAAAACUUCAGCACAUGAAUUCAGUGUUCUGCAGAUUAAUGAUCUUCAUUCCAACAUGACCACCAUUCACUCUGCUAUUGCACUCCAGCCAUCUCUCUCUGCACUUGAUAAAGCGAAUUCGUCAUCCCAAUCCAUUGCCAGCAGCAUGAGCAGUGACCAUGAAGUAAAUGAGUUGCUUACGGUCGAGCCCUCUGAAAAUCCUACUCCUAACAGUGAGGUCCGAAUUGAUAAAGUGAGAGUCGAAAGUAUUGGUGAGAAGGCUAGAGUUGUGUCAGAUGCAGGAGAUGAAAAUCAAGAUCCGAAUACUGCCAGAGAAGCUGCAACAUCUGCAAAGAAGAACUAUAAGAGGAAGAGCCAGGAUCAAUUACUCUGAGUGGUUGACUAGAAUAUUGGUUUGUCGACUAAGUAUUUGGAUCUCAUCUUUUACAAAAGUUGACAAUGGACGAAUGUGUUUGCUUUUUAUAUUUGGACUUAACUUACUAUGCUAUUGGCUAUGCCAUUUCCUGUUUGAAGACAUUUUAGUAUUUGGGUUCUUUGAUGAUGUAUAUAUAUAUGUUCUGUGCUCUUAUGAGGGAUAGUGGUCUCCUUUUGGUCA